Molecule: messenger RNA, 396 nt
Organism: Colletotrichum spaethianum
Lineage: Eukaryota; Fungi; Ascomycota; Sordariomycetes; Glomerellales; Glomerellaceae
Product: putative aminotransferase
Exons: 2
Coding region: 1-396 (131 amino acids)
Cellular component (GO): cytosol
Molecular function (GO): transaminase activity; pyridoxal phosphate binding
Source: RefSeq, a predicted model, not a curated record
AUGGCCCUCGAUGAUUUAACUAUUAUCGACGCCGCAAAAGGCCCCGAUGUUGCAUGUCUCGGCCAUGGCGUGCCCGAGGUGAACAAAGCCGCCACCCAGCAGCUUAGCAAUGUCGGCCACCUCUUCUCGGGCGACGGUUUUUGCGAGAAUACCACGGAAGAGCUGGCCGUGCACAUUCUCGAUGGCCAUCCGGGCGGCCUGAGCAAGGCCAUCUUCCUUGGCUCCGGCAGCGAGGCAACUGAAUCCAUGAUCAAGCUGGUGACGCAGAACUGGGCCGCCAAAAGGGAGCCGCGCCGCAUCAACUUCAUUGCCCGCGAGCAGAGCUACCACGGCAACACGCUCGGCGCGCUUAGCAUCACUGGCUAUGAGGGACGCCUUAAAACUUACCAACACUAG